GUUUGUGCCUCUCCUGUUGUGUGUUUCUGAGAAUGGCUCUAAUCUGAAUUCCCAAGGGGACAGAUCUCAAAAUCAGAAUAUUAGACACAUGGAUCUUUUCUGCAGGUUGCUGAGAGAUCCGUUGCCUUGGCUCUCCCUGUGAAAUGCGGGGUGACUCAAGCAUGCAGGAGACAUAGAUGUUCUCGUUAAAAGGAGAGACUGACGCUCCUAUUCCCGCGACAUCAUCAUCCUACACUAGUGGGGCUCCACGGUGUGCGAUGUGAUGCUCAGUGCUGCACAGUAGCAGCUACAGGAGCUGUGCUUGUCCCUGCCACAGGAGCACCGGAGGAGGACCGGAGCAGCGACCAGCAGGCUAUUACCGAGCACCGGACACCGAGCGAUGGCAUUUAUGGAUCGAUCAACGGGAGCGCGUUGAGGCUCUGAGUGAUGCAGUCUCUGUUUGGAGGAGGGGAGCUGGGGCUGCUGGGAGGAGGAGGCGGCGACGCCGGAGGCCUGAAGGAGGAUGGCUGUGGCAGUGUGGUGUGGCACUCCUCACAGCUGCCCCCCGGCGAUGUCUACUCGGCCUCCCACUUUGCCCUUAUCACAGCCUAUCAGGACAUCAAGACGAGGCUGUCCUGCCUGGAGCGCGAGAACACCAGUAUCAAGAGGAAGCUCAAGAUCUAUGAGAUCAAGUUCCCUAUGAUUAACGAGUUUGGGGAAGACACCAACUCCUACUGCUCUUUUGAGAGCAAAGAGACGGCGCUGCUGCACUCAGAAAAUGGCAACCUGCAGCAGAGGGUCAACGUCCUGACCCACGAGCUCCAGAAGAGGAAGGAGAGAGAGGAGCAACUGGAGGACGUGAUCCAGGCCUACGAGAAGAUUCACAUGGAGAAGAGCAACCUCCAGAGGGAUCUCGACAAAAUGAGCAAUCUGGUGGAGAAGCACGUGGAGCGUAUCCUGGGCCUGGAGUCAGCUCUGAGGCAGAGGGAAAACUCCCUGCAGAAACUCAACAUGCAGCUGCACAGCAAAGACAUGCAGUAUCUGCAGCUGCACGCCAGCUCGGACCAACACAUGCUGGACUGUCCAGCUUUGACCCUUCAGAGCUCCCGCAGCCUGGACACCCUGUCCGACCUGAAGCUGCAGCGGCUGGAGGCUGAGCUGGAGGGGGCGCGGCACGAGGCCCAUGGGGCAUGUCAGAGGGAAGAGGAGCUGAAGGGGGAGUGCGAGAGAAUGAAGGAGGAGAUGAGGAUGCUCCAGAACAGCCAGAGGGACAGGGAAAUGACUUCUCCGUGCAAGCAGUGUGAUGUGGAGUGGAUAAAGAAGGUGGGAGAUGAGCAGGUGAACUUGGCUCUGGCCUACACAGAGUUAACAGAGGAGCUGGGACGCCUCCAAGCGCUGAGCUCCAAGCAGACGGAGAUCCUGAGGAAAGCAUCACAUGAGCAGGCUAGUCCAGUCCAGCGGCACUCUCCAAUCCACCACCAGCGCCACUCUCCAGUGUCUCAGCGCCACUCGCCCAUCUCCCAGCGCCACUCUCCGGUCCCACCUCCGCAACACCACUCCCCAAUCCAACAGAGGCGCUCACCGGUGCGCCUCUCUCCAGACAUGCACCGCCGUUCACCCCUACUGGACGUCAAUGGCGGUCCCGCCUCUUACUCCUGCCGGCCUCCCAGCCAGCACCUGAGGGCCAGCUUCCAGGGCCGUCGCAGCUACUCCGAGGUUGCUGAUCCUUCCGCUUACCAGUGCCCACCCCGCUUCACCCUGGACCCUGUCGCCACCCUGCCUAAGCCUCGGCCCUACAUUGACGGCUACACAAAACAGCAGCAACAACAUGUGGGCUCUCCUCAUGGUGGACUGCAGCACAGAGGCUCCCCUUCUCCCCAUCAAGGUGGUGCAGGAGGAGACGGGGGCCUCGGCGAGAGCUCCAUGCGCCACUCAAGAGAGAUGCCAUUUCCUCUGUCUGACGUGGCCCACCUGCAUUUUGAGCCCCCUUCUCUUUCCACACCGGCCCCCCAGCCCCCACAAUCCUCUGAAGAUGAGGAGGAGUGGAACUGCCCGAAUCCCAUCAGCCCACCACGGACGCUGGGCGUGCUCUCGUCGGCAGUGCCCAGUGGCGUCAUGAGAGGCCCAGCAUCCUGCUCAGUCUUCCCCAUCCCUCAGAGGUCUAACAACCUCAGCUGCCACCCGCAGUCGGGGUACAUGUCAGCCGAGCACGCUCAGUCCUGGCCUUCAAUCAAUCUCUGGAUGGAGACGGAGGAGAGCGACAUGCGGAGCUGCCCUCUCUGCCAGCUGAUAUUCCCCAUCGGUUACCCCGACGAUGCCCUGAUCAAGCACAUUGACUCCCACCUGGAGAACAGCAAGAUCUAAUUGCCAUGGAAACCAGCCCGCACACAUCUGCGCUCUCCUCUUAUAGAUUAGGUAACAAGAUUGGCAGAAGGUGCUAUCAGAAAGUCAAUUGUAGAACCACCAGAUAGCCGUGUGCGAUUAUCAAUAGAAAUGGAUGCAGGGCCUGGUAUAUAUGGAAAGUACUUAAACCGAGGUCUCUCUUGGACUUCGGAGUCCUUUACCGAUCGCCCUUCAGACAGCUCUGCCUGCAUAAUCACUGGCUCUGGUUGCUGCUGUUUUGUUAUGAGUCUUGUUGUGUGGUUUCAGACAGUUUCAGGUAUUGUGUUGUUUUUCGCUUCACAGUGUAUUACACUUAGUUAAAAGCCAAAGACGAGGUACGAGAGGCACGCUAGCAGGUUCAGAGGGCUCUGCAUGUCAAAAAGUGAGUUUCAGUGUUCAUGGGUAAAUGAUCUGAGGCGUCCUGACAGACCAUUCUCACCACUUAGCUUUAAAUACUGUACGCUUGGACAUUUUCUAUCUCUCAAACAAAACCACAGAAACACUAUGUACACUAUAUUGCAGGGGAUUUUGUGCAGUAAGAGUCGAGGACAGCCAUCUGGUAGAAGCUGGCUUAUUAAAAUGAUCUGACAGAAUUGUUGUAUGAGUGAAGAGUUUUUGAUGCUGAAGUGAGGAAAGAACAACACUGUGAAGGAAUUCUGUAUGGCCAUCAGGGGUUGAUGCCAGUUCACUUUCACUUCUCGAAAACAAGGUUUUCAUGGCAGUUAAGAACGUAUAAAACAUUCCAGUCUCACAUUUCAUUUACUGAAAAAUCAAGCUGGAGAAUAUGAAUGUGAAAGUAUGUUUGGAUCAGUCCGAUGGCUGCUUUAUGAUGAUGCCCUGCAGGGUGGGGCGGUGGUGUUGAUGAGUCUUCUCUACGAGUGAAGGGAAAGUUUUAGUCAGAAUUUACCUUUUUGCUUGCGGCUUGUUCAAAAAUCUAAGUAUCUUAGCACUUUAAGUUGGCAAAGCCUUUACAAUGUAUCCGUUUUCAGUCCCCAUAAAUAUAUUUUCGAGGGAUAAUUUCAAAUUUAUAUUGUUAUUCUGUAAGGCAAAAAAAUAUGAAGAUAUAUUUUUGCAAAUGUUAAUGCACCACGUCUCAUGUUGGUGUGUUUCCCAUGUGCUUGCACACUGCUGUAUAUUAGAGGAGUUGGAGGUCAAAAUCCCACCGCAUGGGAUAUCUUUUCUGUACAAAUUAUUAACUGGGAUUCUCCUCGGUCUCCAUCAAGAUCUGACCUUCAAACUGUUUGAUGUCACAACUUCCCAGACCAAGCAACAAAGAAAUCAAAAAAAAGAAGACUCUCAGCUGGCUGCAUGAUAUCAAGACUUCUGACCGGCUUUGAGGGAAAAAAGGCAGAAUUUCUAACUGUACUAUAUUUCUGUCUCGAAGAACU
This is a messenger RNA of Etheostoma cragini (Arkansas darter), 3749 nucleotides long. It is a transcript of the gene tbkbp1, whose product is annotated as TBK1 binding protein 1. Lineage: Eukaryota; Metazoa; Chordata; Actinopteri; Perciformes; Percidae. Gene Ontology annotation, cellular component: cytoplasm. Gene Ontology annotation, biological process: canonical NF-kappaB signal transduction. The transcript has 10 exons. The record is from RefSeq and is a predicted model, not a curated record. Bases 427 to 2343 code for a protein of 638 amino acids.